AUGGUCCCUUUCCAAGGGCAUCGCGCCUGCCUCACGUCUCUAUGCGCCUUCCUCGCCGCCGCCCUGCUCCUGCCCUUACUUGCGGCCGCCGACUAUGUGCAGACAAACAUCACCGAGACGCCCAACUUCAAGUUGCUUCCCGGCAUCGCCUCAGUGCCAGCACCCGUCGCGGUCGCGCCGGACCAAACCUGGAUCGGAAUUGAUGGCGCAUGGAACACCUUCGCCUUGGCCAUAGGCGAGCCUCAGGAGUACGUGCAGGUCUAUGUGUCGACUGCAAGUCAGCAAAUAUGGGCCAUCAAUCGCAUGGCCUGUAUCUCAAAUAUUACGGACCCCACGACUGGAGAGAUCACAGCGUUCAACGUCUUCGACUCAGAGUGCGAGCUUAGUCGCGGUUUCUUGUUCAACAGCAGCAACUCAGAAACAUGGGAGCAAAAGGGCUUUUACCAACUGUGGAUUGAGAAGUACCUUGGACUAGUCGGUAAUGGACUGUACGGUUUCGAUUCGGUGGGUCUAGGGGGGGCCGGGGAGAUGGGGCCCUCUGUCCAGAAUACAACAAUCGGCACCUUGAUCACGGCCAACUUCUGGCUCGGGCAUAUAGGCGUGCAUUCCAAGUCAACCAACUUCUCCGUCUUCGACGACCCGGUCCCGAGCUACAUAACUACUCUGUUCGAACAAAAGAGCAUUCCCAGUCUAUCUUUUGGCUACACUGCCGGCGCACAGUACCGCGACCAAACUGUCCUCGGAAGUCUCACGCUGGGCGGCUACGAUGCCUCCCGCCUCAUUCCCAACGACCUUACUUUCAUCUUCGCACCGGACAAUGAGCGCGACCUGGUGGUUGGCAUAGUUGGCAUCACAGCGAACACCACGUCGGAAGAAGACAUCGAUCUCAUGAAAACUGACGACGUCACCAUGUACAUUGAUUCCACGAUUGCAGAACUCUACCUGCCAGUUGAAAUCUGCCAAGCUUUCGAAGACGCAUUCGGAUUACAGUACGACGAAGCGACUGAUCUCUACCUUGUGGACGAUAAGCUUCACCAGAGUCUCCUCGCGCAGAACCCCAGUGUGACGUUCACUCUUGGUCAAAAAUUCAGUACCGAUGCCACUCUACAGAUCACCUUGCCUUAUGCUGCCCUAGACUUGGAGGCAACCCCUCCCUACAGAGGACUAAAAGAGAAGACAAGGUACUUUCCAAUCAGGCGAGGUGAUGAGUCGCGCCAGUGGAUACUAGGCAGAACCUUUCUGCAGGAAGCCUACCUGACUGUAGAUUGGGAACGUCAGAACUUUACAGUGUCAGCUGUCGACUGGACAUUUGGCAAGGCACCAGAAAUCCUUCCCAUCGUGUCGCCUACCUAUGCAGUGGCGCAUUCCACUCCCCCGAAAAAGAAGCCUCUAUCGUCUACGGCAGUCAUUGGGAUUGCCGUGGGAGGUGGCUUCUUCGUUGCUUUACUGUUGUGCGCAAUUGGAUGGUGGUUUUGGCAUCGGCGACACAAACGCAAAUUGGAAGCCAUCAAGGCGAAAUACGAGGCCGAGGCCGCUGCGGCUGCAGUCACCAAGAUGGAUCCACCCGUUUUGGAGGAAACUCCGACCUCUCCAGUACGAAGUAGUACCGAGGGUGUGAUUGUCUUUCCGAAGGCUGAGCUGCCUGGUACAUCUCAUGUACAUCAUGAGAUGAGCUCCAGUGCGCAAGAGAAGGGUUUAUUGUCGGUGCAUGAGGCAGAUGGCAAGGAGCGUGAGAUUUACGAGAUGCCUGGCGACAUGCCUGUGCUUGCAGAAGCAGGCGGCCGUCAACUGUCGGAGAAGGAGUCUAUGGUGGUACGUGAGAGGAUAUACAACGGCGUAGAUCCGGCUGGUAUGCCAGACGCACCCCCCGUUACACAUGACGAGUCGCGAAGGCUUGCACCGAUCUCUCCCUCAGAAGUGGCGAUUGUGGGCGGUCAACUACCGACUGGCAACGUGUCGCCUGUCACACCACGAUUACCCAGAGACGGUGCGUCCUUGGAACCUUCGGACACAUUUUUCCAGCUGCCGCCCUAUCGUGCUCACGAUGGAAGACGCACCGAAUCGGAUGACGAUCCCCUCUCCCCCGUCUCGCCUCUGGAAGGGUCUACGGAUAUGUCCCGACGGCGGUUCUCGUACGAGUCAUGA
This is a messenger RNA of Alternaria arborescens, 2145 nucleotides long. RefSeq lists its product as hypothetical. The record is from RefSeq and is a predicted model, not a curated record. Bases 1 to 2145 code for a protein of 714 amino acids. Gene Ontology annotation, molecular function: aspartic-type endopeptidase activity. Lineage: Eukaryota; Fungi; Ascomycota; Dothideomycetes; Pleosporales; Pleosporaceae. Gene Ontology annotation, cellular component: fungal-type vacuole. The transcript is spliced from 2 exons. Gene Ontology annotation, biological process: proteolysis.